Messenger RNA from Schizophyllum commune H4-8, 1276 nucleotides. Its product is annotated as Nucleotidylyl transferase. The coding region runs from base 61 to 921 and encodes 286 amino acids. The record is from RefSeq and is a predicted model, not a curated record. Gene Ontology annotation, biological process: NAD+ biosynthetic process. The transcript is spliced from 4 exons. Gene Ontology annotation, molecular function: nicotinamide-nucleotide adenylyltransferase activity; nicotinate-nucleotide adenylyltransferase activity. Lineage: Eukaryota; Fungi; Basidiomycota; Agaricomycetes; Agaricales; Schizophyllaceae.
UGCUGCCGCGCCAGCCCUCUCCUCCUCCCCCGCAAUCCUCAGUCCAGAGCCGCUGCCACCAUGAGCGCCUCCCCGCCGCGCAGGGAAUUCACAAACCCGCCAAACUACUCCUUCCCGCACCACCGCCUGCGCCGCGUCCUGCGCGACCCGCGCAAGACGCCGAUCGUCCUCGUCGCGUGCGGCUCCUUCAGCCCCGUCACCUUCCUCCACCUCCGCAUGUUCGAGAUGGCGAAGGACUACGUGCGCCAGAACACCGACUUCGAGAUCGUCGGCGGCUACCUCUCCCCCGUCUCCGACAUGUACAAGAAGCCCGGCCUACUCAGCGCACACCACCGUGUCAACAUGUGCAACCUCGCCGCCGAGCACACAUCUUCUUGGCUCAUGGUCGACCCGUGGGAGGCCUUCCAGUCCUACCAGCGCACCGCCGUUGUCCUCGAUCACUUCGACUACCAGGUCAACACCGUCCUCGGUGGUGUCCAGACCGAAGACGGCGAGCACCGCACCGUGCGCGUCAUGCUCCUCGCCGGAUCCGAUCUCAUCAGCACCAUGAGCGAGCCCGGCGUGUGGAGCUACGAGGACCUCGAUCACAUUCUCGGCCGAUACGGCGCGGUGAUUAUCGAGCGGCAAGGGUCCGGGAUGGACCAGGCGACCGACAGCCUCGCGCGAUGGCGACAUAAUAUCCAUAUGGUCUCUCAGCUCAUUCAGAACGAUGUGUCGAGCACAAAGGUCCGCUUAUUCCUCAAGCGCGGCCUCUCUGUGCACUACCUGCUGCCCGCGCCGGUCGUGGAUUACAUCGAGGAGCACCACCUAUACCAGGACGAUACGGCGGAGAGGCGCAAGUCGGAUUCGUUCUCUGGCCCGUCAAGUAGCAAGCCGCAGCCGCCAACGCCGAGUGCGGACGGGCCGUGCGCGCAGGCAUAGACUUGGAGUCCCGCAUCCGCAGGUAGCCCCCUCCUUAUAGGGGUAGCUCCCCUCCUUAUAGGGAGGGUGUGCACACCCACAUAUCAUCUAGGCCUGGAGUCCGUCAUAGAGGGGGUAAGAAGAGAAUUCUCAAGAUCAAUGUACCACUAUCUGUCCACCUUUGUACUACGAUGGGUGUCCCGUUCUGCACCCCGCUUGUGUACAUCCUACACCACACUCAUCACGUCCCUCUCCUCGCCCUUCUAUACGCUUCCUCUCACCUCGGACACGACCUCACUACGCUUUUUAUAUAGGCAGGAUGUUUUCUUCUUUAUUCGUACUUCGUAAUCAAUCUAUCGGCAUAUCGCAUAGUAUG